Pipistrellus kuhlii (Kuhl's pipistrelle) is the source of this 4891-nucleotide messenger RNA. RefSeq names its product transient receptor potential cation channel subfamily V member 3 (gene TRPV3). Gene Ontology annotation, cellular component: membrane. The annotation marks the transcript as partial. Gene Ontology annotation, molecular function: calcium channel activity; protein binding. The record is from RefSeq and is a predicted model, not a curated record. Gene Ontology annotation, biological process: calcium ion import across plasma membrane. Lineage: Eukaryota; Metazoa; Chordata; Mammalia; Chiroptera; Vespertilionidae. The transcript has 11 exons.
GGGCUUCAGUCCUGGGACCUGGGGAACACUACUCUGCUCCAUGAGAGAACCGAACCCCAGUGUUCUCCUCCCACUCCAGGCGAGACACCCCUGGCCUUGGCAGCGUGUACCAACCAGCCCGAGAUCGUGCAGCUGCUGAUGGAGAACGAGCUGACAGACAUCACCUCGCAGGACUCCCGGGGCAACAACAUCCUCCACGCCCUGGUGACCGUGGCCGAAGACUUCAAGACACAGAACGACUUCGUCAAGCGCAUGUAUGACAUGAUCUUGCUGAGGAGUGGAAACUGGGAGCUGGAGACCAUGCGCAACAAUGACGGCCUCACCCCGCUGCAGCUGGCCGCCAAGAUGGGCAAGGCCGAGAUCCUGAAGUACAUCCUCGGUCGUGAGAUCAAGGAGAAGCCACUCCGGAGCUUGUCCAGGAAGUUCACCGACUGGGCAUAUGGGCCCGUUUCAUCCUCGCUCUACGACCUCACCAACGUAGAUACCACAACCGACAACUCGGUGCUGGAAAUCAUUGUCUACAAUACCAACAUUGACAACCGGCACGAGAUGCUGACCCUGGAGCCCCUGCACACGCUGCUGCGUAUCAAGUGGAAGAAGUUUGCCAAGUACAUGUUCUUCCUGUCCUUCUUCUUUUACUUCUUCUACAACAUCACGCUGACGCUCAUCUCCUACUACCGACCCCGGGAGGAGGAGGCCCUGCCACACCCCUUGGCCCUGACGCACAAGAUGGGGUGGCUGCAGCUCCUGGGAAGGAUGUUCGUGCUCAUCUGGGCCAUGUGCAUCGCAGUGAAGGAGGGCAUCGCGAUCUUCCUGCUGAGACCCUCAGAUCUGCAGUCCAUCCUCUCCGAUGCCUGGUUUCACUUUGUCUUUUUUGUCCAAGCUGUGCUUGUGAUACUGUCUGUCUUCUUGUACUUGUUUGCCUACAAAGAGUACCUCGCCUGCCUGGUGCUGGCCAUGGCCCUGGGCUGGGCGAACAUGCUCUACUACACGCGGGGGUUCCAGUCCAUGGGCAUGUACAGCGUCAUGAUCCAGAAGGUCAUUUUGCAUGAUGUUCUGAAGUUCUUGUUUGUAUAUAUCGUGUUCUUACUUGGAUUCGGAGUAGCCCUGGCCUCGCUGAUUGAGAAGUGUCCCGAGGACAACAAGGAGUGCAGCUCCUACGGCAGCUUCAGCGACGCAGUGCUGGAACUCUUCAAACUCACCAUCGGCUUGGGCGACCUGAACAUCCAGCAGAACUCCAAGUACCCCAUCCUCUUCCUGUUCCUGCUCAUCACCUAUGUCAUCCUCACCUUCGUCCUCCUCCUCAACAUGCUCAUCGCCCUCAUGGGGGAGACCGUGGAGAACGUCUCCAAGGAGAGCGAGCGCAUCUGGCGCCUGCAGAGAGCCAGGACGAUCUUGGAGUUUGAGAAGAUGUUGCCGGAAUGGCUGCGGAGCAGGUUCCGGACGGGAGAGCUGUGUAAAGUGGCAGAGGAAGAUUUCCGGCUGUGUCUGCGGAUCAACGAAGUGAAGUGGACUGAAUGGAAAACACACGUUUCCUUCCUCAAUGAAGAUCCCGGGUCCGUGAGACGGGCAGAUUUCAACAAAAUCCAAGAUUCUUCCAGGAGCAACAGCAAAACCACCCUCAAUGCGUUCGAAGAAAUAGAGGAGUUUCCGGAAACUUCCGUGUAGCAGCAGAAUCCGGAGCUGGUGUGCGCAUGGGCGCUGCAGGCUGGCCGGGGACUGCGAGCUGAGGGCUUGGCCUGGUGAUGGAGCCUGGCUCUUCCCACCUGGAAGCAGGAGGCACCCUCGGGCUGAACCAAGAGGCAGUUGCCAGUUUUGCUGAGUGGAAAACACCCUGGAUUUUGUUACUUGGUGAAGGGUUUGUGUAGACGCAUGGCCAGCAGUCCUGAAACCUCGGUUCCUGAAGUCCCUGGGUUCACCCGCUGGUGACCAGGUCAGCUUGGCUGGAAGAGGAGCCGUAGGGAAGGGGCAGGGCCCGAGGAAAGGAACUUUCUUCCUGCCAGCAUCUCCUUGGGAUGCAGUCACACACCCCUCCUCUCCUCUGCUGAGCCUAGGGCUUCUGAAUGGAAGGGACUCUUGGUCCCAUUCCAGAACAUUCAGGGGACUGAACAAGUCCGAUCUCCUGGGGGAGAGGGGGUGUGAGUUACAGAAAUGCCCUUCUAGAACCUUCAGGGAACAGGAAACCACCCUUGGAACGAGUGCCCAUUGGCACCCCAAGGCUCAAACUGUCUCAAAGUGAGAGACAUUUUUUUUGUAGUGUAAUUAACACUGUUUGUUUUUUUUUAAAUUAUUAUUUUAUUUUCAAUAGAAAAAGGACAUUUCAGUUUUAAAUGAGAAUUACUUCCGAUGAAGUACAUGAUUUUAAAAGUGGAGAAGUAGACGUUAGGGUUUGGGAUUGGAUGGGAGUGUUAUGUUCUAGGCCUCAGGGUGGCCGGAGCAGAAACAAAAAGCUUUUCUCUGCGCACACAAAAGUCCCGAUGAGACAUGCACAGUGUGAGGCGGCCCCAGUGCGUCCGGCUCACUCCGGAGCCAGCUGGAGGCUGUGAUGGGGAGAGAGGCCUGGCUCUCCUUCUGGCCCGCCCUGCGGUAGUGCCUGCCUCCGAGCUGGGUCCCAGCUUCGUCUGAAACAGAACUAUCAGCUGCUCUAUUCCUAUGGCCUAACACCCCAGAGGUUACUCUGACACAUCCGUGUUUCUCAUCGGAGGGAGUCAGCAACAUACCCGAAAUGCCCUGGCACUCAGUAUUUUGGCUAACUGUGAAUUUGGAAGCUGGGGAAAAGGUGUGUGAGAAAAGCGCAUUUGCCAAGAUGAGUUGCUUUGCUUUUAGAUCCUCAUCCUCUGAUUUCCUCCCCCCUGAAGUUACACGGAGCUAGUUUGGGGGCAGAAACGCAGUAGAGAUGGAAGGCAUGUUCCCGAUGUGUGGGUUGUCUGGUAAAAGGAUACAUGUGGGAAUUGUUGAGGUGGAACGAUAACUAUAUUAACCAUGAGUUUACUUUGAAAUGGCACAAAAAUGAAUCUGGCCUUUAGGCGACGUGGCGAUUGCCUAGUUAAUUUGACUUGUGGCCAAUGGAGAAGUGCAAACCAAGCAGCCGCUGUGGGCUGUUCUGGGUGCGAGCACCUGGGUGAGUAGAAACGUGGUCUUUGGGCCUUUGUGCCCCUGAUGGGCCGGGUCAGGGAUGCAGCCUGAGAGCCACACAGUCUGCAGCUGUCCGUGCCCUUCCUGCUGACUCAGGCACCAAGCAUGCUCUGCAGCAGUGGUCAAGCCAGGCUCAGGUGUGAGCAGGGACUAGGUAUGUCCUCUGGAAAAGGGAAGGCCUGUUACGGAGGUGGGAGGAGCAGAUGUGGGCAGAACUAGUGCCAAAGGUGGGACAUUUCAGGGGAGAGAUUUUGGUUCCAUUCAGUCCUGCAACUGCUCUAGAUAUUGGAGAUGUUUAAGCGGAAGCUGGUUGAGAAUCUAUUAGGGACGAUGUAUAAAGAUCACAGGUGAACUUUGAGGUCCUUUUAGCCUGCAGAUCAGCGUCCUGUAUCUAGAGUUAUCCAUUUACAUACAGUGAGAACAGAUGUCUUGGUUUGAAGGGAGUCCAUGGUGCCAUGUUCUCCAUGAUGAAGCUGGGAAUUCCAGAAUCACUUUGAUUCCCAUAUGCAUGGGUUAAGCCAUUUCCAUUUCUUGCUUGAAGAAAAGCUGGGAGGUUAGGGACGUAGAAAUCAGUCAUGGGAUCUUUGUCUUCUCACAGGUACGGAGAGCUGUGGGGCUGGAUAGAUUUCGUUGGCAGGACCAUUGCUGUGCUGGAUAAUCAUUCCCAGAAGUCUUUCAGCCUAGCUAGUCUGAGCCUAGAUGGGUUUUCUCAGGUGAAGGGAAGCAGUGGGCCAAAGAGCAUCAGGUUAAAAGGACGAGUCCUCUUAUUUUACAACUAGGACUAGAGCUCAGGAAGGAAAGCGCACUCGUUCAUAGUCAGGCAGGAAGUCAUAGCUCAGCGGUUGAAACUGGAGUGUUCGGGUUUCUGGACCACAGACGUCCCCCCUGCACCAUCAUCUUAAAAAGCAGUUAUUCAGUAAAUUUGAGUCUGCCUUUGUUGUUGGCAUAUGUCAGCGGGCUAUGGCUUUUUGCUCAGGCGAUUCAUGUUGACAGGUUUGAAAGUCAAGUGUGAAUACAGAUGUCAUACAACAACAACAACAACAACAACACACACACACACACACACACACACACACACACACACCAGAUCACACACACACUAGGUCACAUACACACAUGGGCAUAUUAGGGCAUGUUAAAAUGCCAUGAUUUACAUUUCAGCAAUUUAAGGGGAAGGCAUAUUCCAGGGAUGGAACCUCCCAUGCUCAAGUAACGAUUUGAGCUGGAAAUUUUCCUUUGGCUAAACUCUGCCUCAGGAAGAAUCCAUUAUUCUGGACAUCACAUGAUGUAUCUAUUUGGAGUAAAAAUGGUGCUUACCUUUUUCCCUGGGGUGGAAGAAGGUGUGCGAGGUUGUACUGUGAAGUCAUUAAGCUCUUGGAAGGCUCCUGCCUGAGAGAGCCCAGUAUUAUUGACGUUCCUUUCCUUCCUCAAGGCCUGGUGAGCUGUGUCCCGUUGCUUCGGGAGGGUCCCAGGCAGAGGGGCCAUCAUCCUGGCCUGUACGCCAUACUUGAUUUCUGCAUUGAUUUACAUGUUUGUUUGUGUUUUUACUGUGAUCUCGGUUCCAAAUGCAGAAUUAUCAUCUUGUUCUCACUGAAUGUGCCUUAUCCUUCUAAAUUCUAAUCUACUUACUUGUUCUUAGUAUUGUGUGUGUGAGACUCUAUGUUCAAGAAAGAAGUCAUAAAUAGAGUAAGAACAUGUUAGUGUCCUUGAAGAAAUGCUUUUAUGAUUUCUAAUAAAUAUUUAUUUUGCCUUGUUA